UGCCACUAUGCUCUCGAGUUAGAGCUGAUGCCAAUGUGUCUGCGAUGAUAGAUACAGAGUAAGUAUUUCAAAGUUGCUUCACACUAUGGCCGAGGCCAUCACUCAACCCCCUCUCGCCCAGGCUGGUCGACCCCUGAGUCUGAUACCUGUAGGAUUAAAGGAGGCGGCCCUCGAUUCUCCUAGCUUUCGCUCUACUGCUGUGCACUUUUCGGACCAAGUAGAGAUCAUCGAAAAAUGGCUCGACGCAUACAUAAAGUCCAUCUCGAAACUCGUCCACGAUGUCUCUUCCCUCGAAGAGACAUUCAACUCCUUUCUCCUCCGAUCAGUUCCACCUGCGAACGUAUCCGAAGCUGUUCUCGACCAUGACUAUACAUUACUCGCAAUGAAGAGAUUUGGUGAAGGUUCGAGAGAGUGGUGCUCACAGGUCAUCUUUGGAGUAAAGAAAAUGGACACAAAUAUUGUCGAACCUGUGAAGUCGUUCAUGGCUGGAGAACUUCGCAAUUUCAAGGAUGCGCGCAGGUACCUCGAACAAUCACAAAAGACUUUCGAUAAUACCCUGGCUAGGUAUGUGAGUCAGUCGAAAACCAAAGAGCCCUCUUCUUUGCGAGAAGAUGCAUUCCAAGUCCAUGAGACCCGUAAAGCAUACCUCAAAGCCUCAUUAGACUUCUGUUUACUGGCCCCUCAGCUCCGCUAUACUAUCGAUAGGCUCUUAGUCCGCGUCUCAUCUGAUCAAUGGCGAGAGAUGAAGAAGUCUAGAGAGAGUGGCGGGGCCAGCUUCGCUAAAUGGGGCCACGAGAUGGAUCGGGUGCGUGGUUGGAGUAAAGAAAUGGAAGCUGGGGAGAGUGUCUUCAGACGAGAACUGCAAAUCGCCCGGCGAGAAAUUGCAGAGGCUGCUUCACAAGCAUCGAAACCUUCACGAGAAUUAGAAGAUUACAAUCUGUCUACAGUUGCUUUCCUAGGCUCCAAAGGUCCUUCAACUGUCAACAUCCAGUCGCAGGGCAAAGAAGGGGAACGAUCCGAGAAACAAGGCUGGCUGUUUCUGAGGACUAUUUCCGGAAAACCUGCUAGGACAUCAUGGUUACGGCGCUGGUUCUACGUCAAGAAUGGUAUCUUUGGUUGGCUAGUUCAGGGUGCCCAAUCAGGAGGAGUUGAGGAAAGUGAGAAGAUCGGCGUUCUUCUAUGUAACGUCAAGCCAGCAGUGCAAGAGGAAAGACGGUUCUGUUUCGAAGUAAAGACUAAGAACCAGACGAUCCUCCUGCAAGCUGAAACUCAAAUUCAGCUGAUGGAGUGGCUGGAGGCUUUUGAAGUGGCAAAGAACAAGGCUCUGGAGGCCAGUGCAAAUGAUAACUAUUCUCAUCCUGGAGGCGUCGAUCCCGCUUUUGCCAUUACUGCACCCUCGAUUCCCGAAUUUGCUGCCAAAACGACCGAUGGACAUAUUGGCCAUGGUAGCGAUGACCUUGGCGCUGGUGGCUUUGACAGGAGUGGCACAUUACCUAUACCUGGGCCUGACAUGGGCAAUCUUGCAUCGAGAAGCAGUUUUGAUGUCAGUAGUCCUCGUCGAUCGGUUACAACCAGGGAAGAGGGCGAAAGUAGCAGAGACCAUGCUGCCAGAAUCAUGCAGAAGCUCGAUCUUCACCGGAAAGGCACAAUUGCACAAUCCGAUCAAUCAAUUGCUCCCGCACCAGCUCCAGCAGGUGGCAUUGCAAGUCUAAUCUCAGCAAGUCACAACAUAUUGCCGGUAUAUUCGACCCCAGCCAUAUCUCAGCUGAGCACAAAUGCAUUGAAACAGCUACCGUCAGUCAUAGAGACACACACGAGCACAUUAGCACCAGCUACGCUUGCGAAUCCUCCAGCUCCAACAAAUCUGAGCAAGUCAGCUGUCAUCGUUAGUGGUGAGCGAGGUAUAGGCAUUGGUCGAAGCGAUGCCACCGGAGGUAUGCCCUCAAGCAUCAUGGCAAAUGUCUGGGGAAGCAGCAACUGGGGUUAUAUUAAUCGUCUUGAGAAAGGGGAGGUGAAACCACCGGGACCAGGGCGUUCUGUUCCACCAAGUCCGAGCAUAAAGCCAUUACUACCGUCGCCGAAUAUUGGAGAUGAAAAUCGUAAGCCUGAGCAUGGACUGCCUGACCUUUCCCAGACUUCGAUCAGCACAUCCACUGAUCCUGUAGCGAAUCCAGCCCCGAUCAUAGGGACGCAUCGGAAAACCAUCAGUGUUGAUGUCGAGGCAUCCCGCUUACAAAGUCAUUUUGCGCCCAAACCAGAAGUAUUCCCAAGUAACUACCCACUCGAAUUGAAGACUCAAGAGGCUCAGUUCAGGAUGCUCUUUCCCAAUGUUCCGCGCGAGGACAAGCUGCUUUUGGUAUUCCGAGCAGCUUGGAAUCCCAAUCAACAACAGGAAUUUCCCGGCAGAGUUUAUGUUACACAGCAUGACAUAUACUUCUACAGUCACCACCUUGGACUUGUCUUGAUAUCUGGAGUCAGCAUUGACAGCAUUAGUGAAGUCACUGCCGCGCCAGGGAAAGAUUGCGACUUCAUCUUCCUCCAUCUUCGCGAAGAUGCCCUCGAGGGUUCUUUCACGAGGAUCACGAUCAAAACUUUCUUGGAACCACUCAGGCUAUUACAAUCAAGGCUAAAUUAUCUUAUUGACAUUGGUCAAUCCGACGAGCCCAUGACUCUUGAAAAUACCAUGACCGCUCUAAUCAAAAUGGAAAACGACGACCCCACUCGAAGCCCAAGUAUGGAAAGUUGGGAAGAUGUUUCAGUCAAUACUCCUAUUGACGAUGGAACCCCGUCGGGGCGAAGCCGUAAGGACCGAGAUCUUCGGACGACAAUUCAUGUAGAACGAGGAGUUCACUUAGGAAGAGCUAACAAGGAAGUCACAAAGUUCCAGUUGCCCUCGAAACCGGUUGUGUAUGAACCACAGGGUAUGCAACGCAAGGCAGUAGAACGGCAAUUCGAAAUAAGUCCGAAGGCUCUAUUUCAUGUCAUGUUUGGUGACAAGAGUGCCGUAUUCCAGCUUCUCUACCAUGAGCGAAGGGCGCAGCGUAUUGCACAAGGUCCUUGGACUCCACUCGAAGCUGGUCAUAUGCGUCGAGAUUUCCAGUUCCAGAUUGAUUAUCUCGACGUCUUCCGGCGAUCACGACAAGCAAAUGUCGUCGACUAUCAGAUUAUCGAUGUCAUGAACGAUCACGUUUGUUAUGUCAUCACUGACUACAAAACACCAUGGCAUUUACCGCAUCAUAAAGAUUUUAUGCUUGUGUCCAAGAUAGUCAUCACUCAUAUCGCAAAGUCAAAGUGCAAGCUGGCAAUUUAUACCAAGGUUGAUUGGUCCAAAACACCUACCUUCUCCAAGGGCCUGGUGGAAAGACAAGCCUUAGACGACUCCGCCCUCGAUGCAGAGGAUCUAGCGGACGUGAUUGCGGAUCAAGUUCGUAAGCUGGGACCGCAAAGCAGAACUAAGAAAGCAAUCAACAUCUUUGGCCUUGUUGGACAACAAACCUCCGUUUCCCUGUUCUCUGCCACUGAAUCAGGCCAUUCGAAACGGCCACAGAUUAAACAACGCACUCUCACCAAUAUGCUGCUGGAAACUAUGGGAUCCUUUGGCGAAAGUGCUAUCACUUCAGUUAUGAUGUGGACCUUUGCAGCUCUUCAUUCCCUAUGGAAGAUCUCGAGCGCUCACAGCAUUAUCUUGACAGCUCUACUACUCAGCGUCAUGACGAACGCCUUCUUCACAUCACGAGAUACAUCUGAGUGGUGGUCAGAGCGAAAUGCCGCCAAGUUCAUGAGCCGAAUGGGCGUAGUCCCGAAUCCUAUGAUGAGCAAGGCAAUAUACCUAAAAGACCUUGACGAUGUUCUAUCGUCGAUACCUACAGAAUUGCAGGAAGGAUCUGGCAGCAAAUGCUAUGAACAAUUCAGAUACAUCUCUAAUGUCACUGAUCUGGACUCUCCAUAUCAGUAUGCCGGCGUCCCAUUUUCGGAAACAGCAACUCGAGCCACAGCUCAACGAUUACGAAGAACACGCCAACACCUGGGUACAUAUCGACACGAUCUCAUGAUAGCCAUGCGGGUAGUCAACAAUGUCGAACGAGAAAUGAUGCGAGCAGAAUGGGAGAAUUGGCUUCUCGACGAGAAUACACGUUGCAAACAAGUGCAGGCAUUGUUGCGAGAACCUCCGAACAGUACCUCAAAAUCCAAGAAGGGCAAGACGGUUGAAUCUCAGACAGUUUUGGAUGCUCAAGCGAAAGAAAAGGUCAGACUUGAUGGUCUGAGAAUCUGGCAACAAGACUAUUGCGGAAGCUGUAAAUUGGAGCAGGAUUUGAUACUGAAAGAGAGGCAGCAUUUGACCUUCGGAUGAAUUGAUGUAAUGUAUGAUAGAGGAGAUCCUGAUUUGGACGAAAUAUUCGUCCAGCGUGGAGUCAGGGUUUAUGAGACAUCAAGGAUUGUAGAUUAGGUUCACUCAACGUCCGUAGAGAAAACUUUCCUGCUAUUCACACUAGCAGGGGGCACACUCG
Molecule: messenger RNA, 4508 nt
Organism: Mollisia scopiformis
Lineage: Eukaryota; Fungi; Ascomycota; Leotiomycetes; Helotiales; Mollisiaceae
Exons: 6
Coding region: 86-4351 (1421 amino acids)
Cellular component (GO): plasma membrane; endoplasmic reticulum; cytoplasm
Molecular function (GO): protein binding
Source: RefSeq, a predicted model, not a curated record